GUCCUGGGUAUGACGUUAAACUGCAUCCAACUGGUCCUCCAGGUUGGGGGUUGGGCGUGAGGUUAACAACCUCACCCUGUAAAAACAAAAACCUGUUACAGAAACGACGAGAGGAAGCCAUUCCGGUAAACCACGGCGAAGAAGAGACGGCACAUCCUUGGAUGUAUCUAUGACGGGGCCGGGUGAAAUCCAGCAGGAAGCCCGACCCCUGAUGACCCCGAUCUUUGGAACCAAAACCAACACCAGAGUAGGCACCUGGAAUGUGCGCACAAUGUUCCAGUCUGGUCGCAUGGACCAGGUGCUGAAGAAUAUGAGGGACUAUCGCCUGGACAUCUUAGGCGUUAGUGAAAUGAGGUGGACGGGGCAAGGGCGCCUCAUGGUUAAUGGAGCAACUUUUCUGUACUCUGGGAAGCAAGACCACCAUUCCCAUGGAGUCGGCAUCAUCCUCUCCAGUAGUGCAGCAAAAGCAUUGAUUGGAUGGAAGCCGGUGAAUGAACGGAUUAUUACGGCAAGGCUCUACACCAGAUAUGCCAAAGUAACCAUCGUACAAGUCUAUGCCCCAACCGAAGCUGCCUCAGCGGACGAUAAAAACACCUUCUACAACCAGCUCCAGACCGUGCUUGAGGAGAUCCCCUGACAUGACGUCAAAAUGCUGAUUGGAGACUUCAACGCAAAACUGGAUAAUGACAG
This is a messenger RNA of Hippocampus zosterae (dwarf seahorse), 690 nucleotides long. Its product is annotated as craniofacial development protein 2-like. The coding region runs from base 170 to 637 and encodes 155 amino acids. NCBI's taxonomy places the organism in Eukaryota, Metazoa, Chordata, Actinopteri, Syngnathiformes, Syngnathidae. The record is from RefSeq and is a predicted model, not a curated record. The transcript has a single exon.